This is a messenger RNA of Culicoides brevitarsis, 390 nucleotides long. Its product is annotated as CDGSH iron-sulfur domain-containing protein 3, mitochondrial. NCBI's taxonomy places the organism in Eukaryota, Metazoa, Arthropoda, Insecta, Diptera, Ceratopogonidae. The transcript is spliced from 2 exons. Gene Ontology annotation, molecular function: 2 iron, 2 sulfur cluster binding. Bases 1 to 390 code for a protein of 129 amino acids. The record is from RefSeq and is a predicted model, not a curated record. Gene Ontology annotation, cellular component: mitochondrion.
AUGAAUUUUCUUCCGAAAAUUCGUGCAUUUACCAUCUUGCCGAAUCGCAUUUUAGGUGCGCGUUUCAGUUCCGGCGAAGUGCCUCGUAACAUUUUGGCCGAGAAGGAAGUCAUUUCAGCACAUUUGCAAAAGGAAAAUGGCAAAAUCUACGACAGAAAACCCUUUAAAAUGACCUUGGAAGCCAACAAGAACUACUCCUGGUGCUUGUGUGGGCAUUCGAAGACACAGCCAUUAUGCGAUGGGUCACACAAGACCAACUACACGAAAGUUAAAUUCAAGAGUGUGCGAUUUGCCGUCGAAAAAUCCGGAGAUUAUUGGAUUUGCAAUUGCAAACAGACAAAACAUCGACCUUUCUGCGAUGGCUCACACAAAACUUUGCCGGAAAAGUAA